Molecule: messenger RNA, 510 nt
Organism: Exaiptasia diaphana
Lineage: Eukaryota; Metazoa; Cnidaria; Anthozoa; Actiniaria; Aiptasiidae
Exons: 3
Coding region: 1-510 (169 amino acids)
Source: RefSeq, a predicted model, not a curated record
AUGCAGAUUGCGCUGAGCAUGAUUGUGUUCUUAGUUUGUACGGCUAUAUAUUUGUCUUCUUCGUCUUGUGAAGCUACUAGUGUGAAGRAUUAUGCAGACAACAUACCAAACGCGCGAGGUCUAAAAACAGGUUUCGGGUUUGCUCACUUUAUAAAAAUUUUAAACAAAGCUUUGGACAUAAAACCGUUCAAAGWGUUUCAUGGCAAAACUUACAAAGUGUGCUUAUUAGACUGUGCWGCAGAUCAGAAAUGCGUCUCUUUUAAUUUCGCCAAAACUGAAGACUCUMAUGGACUGCAUUUGUGCGAAAUGKUGGAMACYGACAUUUUAAACAAUACUGAASUUCUCAAAGAUAAAGACAACUACCUCCACUUUACAAUCAAGACUGAAUGUCUUGUGAAUCCUUGCAAGAACCAAGGUCUUUGCUAUGCAGACUACCGCACCGGUYAUUAUACUUGCAAAUGUCAGCGAUGUUUUCAUGGAAGACACUGUGAACGAGGCUUCUUACUGUAG